UAUCACAUAAAAACAUGUAUGUGGUAACUAAGUAUAUGCCACAUGUACGGAUUGAUUUUCAUGUAAAACUGUCAAUUGUGUGUAUUUAAAAUGCACGCAUAUGUACAACAGUAGAACUUAACGCUUCCUAGUUCUGCUGAUACACAUGCUAAUUGUAUUUUUGCACUCGAAUACCCCGGAAUCAAAUUGGACAAUUAUGUCAUAAAUUAAGCAAUUACAUAUUAUCAUUAUUUAAUUCUGGAAUAAAAAACUUGGCAAAACUUUAACACCUUGACGGUAGUUUGUAAAAUAUAGAUCAUUACUUCGUCGCAAUUAGGGCAAAGUGAAGGUGAAAGUUUUUCCAGCCAUUUUUACAUAAUAUUUUAAGAUGUGCAACGACAAAGAAAAUAGUCCUUCAAAUUUUGUAAACGUAGACUUAAAGGAUCACAACGAUGAAGGGACGAUAGUUACGAAGCCGACUUGGCUGCAUAAAAUAAUUCCCAAGAGUUCUUAUGGAUAUACGAACCGUCAAAUAAAGAUUUGUUGUGUAUUUGCCCUGGUGGAGUUCUUCGCAGCAACUGUGAUCUCAAUUCAAGCUCCCUUUUUCCCUCACGUGGCGGCGUCUAAAGGAGCGACUUCUGUAGAAUAUGGUUUCGUAUUUGGAAUAUUCGAGUUGUCUGUGUUUAUCAUGUCACCAAUUUUUGGGGCGAAGAUGAAUUCUUGCGAUCCAAAAAAGGUGUUCAACUUGGGCAUUCUAACCACUGGAAGUUGCUGCUUGAUUUUUGGUUUCUUGAACCUGUUAGAAGACAGGGUCGCAUUUAUCGCUUCCUGUUUAAUCGUACGGAUGGUGGAAGCAGUCGGGGAUGCAGCCUUUGUUGUAGCUUCAUUUACAAUCAUCGCACUUGAGUUUCCAGAUUCCAUUUCAACCACGUUUGGGACAAUGGAAACGUUCUAUGGUCUUGGAAUGAUCGGGGGUCCAACAAUUGGAGGAGCCCUUUAUGAGGUUGGUGGAUACUCACUUCCGUUUUCGACAAUGGGAGCACUUCUUUUACUCAGUGCAUUUGCAACGUACUACAUUCUUCCGGAAUUACCAUCGACUCAAGAAAAAGUGACCACGUCAGGAUUAGAGACAUUUUACCUGCUAAAACACCCAUCCAUAUUUAUUACUGCCUACAGUAUUGUUGCCACAACGGCUGGGGUUGGUUUCCUCCACUCGACAUUAGAACCACAAAUUGAUGUUAUCCAGCCUGGUCUGAGUAAGCUGGUUAUCGGUGCUGUGUUCAUUCUUAAUGGUGCCGUCUAUGCAUUAGGGGCUCCAACAUGGGGAAAACUAUGCGACAAUGUGCCUCAGCCAAAAUUUUUUACUCUCUUGGGAUCCGUGUUUAACAUCUUGGGGUUCAUCUUUAUUGCUCCACUUCUGACGAUCACUCCAAAUUUGUGGAACAUUUGUGUCGGGCUUGUACUUUUUGGCUUAGGAUUGGGAUCCACCCUCGUCUCGGCAUUUACUCAAGCAAUGAAAGACGCAGUGGCGCUAGGUUAUCCUGACGAUGUCGCGACGUAUGGAAAAGUCUCUGGAUUGUGGACAUCAAUGACAGCACUGGGAUUUUUCAUUGGAUCCGUUGCUGGUGGGGUUCUCCUCUCCAUGGUGGGUUUCCAGCUGGGAACUGUCUUCGUCCUGGGGGCGCAGCUACUUCUAGUUAUCAUGCUCCUAGUGAAUCACUACAGAUGUAGUAGGUCAAAUGGGAAACAAAAAAUCCAACCUCUCUCCCCAGACCCCCUCUCAAUUAUUAACAAGGAAGGCAGACUCGACAACGACAUUAGACUAUGAAAUGGGAACAAAGCUUCGGAUCAAUAAUCAUAUUAUUCCCAAUUUCCCGUUGCGUGGAUCAUGCAACCUAUGAAAACGAUAGAAAUAACUUUUUUAAUAAUCUUAUUAAAAACUAUUUUGUAAUGUGAUAUCAAUAAGAUGAUUGAUAUGAUAUGAGACUGAAUAAAGCUUGAGCUUCAGA
Molecule: messenger RNA, 1988 nt
Organism: Folsomia candida
Lineage: Eukaryota; Metazoa; Arthropoda; Collembola; Entomobryomorpha; Isotomidae
Product: MFS-type transporter SLC18B1
Exons: 14
Coding region: 368-1807 (479 amino acids)
Biological process (GO): transmembrane transport
Molecular function (GO): transmembrane transporter activity
Source: RefSeq, a predicted model, not a curated record